Molecule: messenger RNA, 3032 nt
Organism: Sitodiplosis mosellana (orange wheat blossom midge)
Lineage: Eukaryota; Metazoa; Arthropoda; Insecta; Diptera; Cecidomyiidae
Exons: 9
Coding region: 148-2418 (756 amino acids)
Cellular component (GO): cytoplasm; nucleus; ribonucleoprotein complex
Molecular function (GO): ATP binding; RNA helicase activity; RNA binding
Source: RefSeq, a predicted model, not a curated record
AGUGAACUGCUGUACAAGAUAUAUUGCAACACGAAAAGUUUGAAGCUCGAAUCUUUUUCUUUCUUUUCAUCCAAAAUUACAAAAACAUCAAAUUGAAUUUUGCUUAAUUCGUUCAGUAAAUAGGCUGUAGUAAAUUGAUAAAACAAGAUGUUCAAUCGUGAUCGUGGCAACUCCAACUCUGACUACGGUCGGAAUAAUAACAAUAAUAAUAGAGGCUCUCGCGGUGAUGGUCCAACAAGAGGAGGGCUCGGUGGAGGAGGUGGUGGUGGUCGUAAUGAUGGGCCACCCCAAGGAGGUAUGGGCGGCGGUGGCAACGCGUUUCGACGAGAUGAUCAAAGGUCGUCGGAUCGACGAAAUGGUCCAAGCUCAGGCGGUGGUGGCUUUGGUGGUGGUGGCUUCGGUAGUGGUGGUGGAGAUCGUUACUCGAGUAGCAAGAAUCAACAACAACCUGGUGAACGUUUGCGACGCGUACGUUGGGAAGACUUUGAACUGAUUGAAUUCCAGAAGAACUUUUAUCGACCAUGCGAAUCGGUGCUGCAUCGUACACCCCAAGAGAUUGAGCGUUUCCAUCGUAAAAAUGAAAUCACCACCAAAGGACGAGAUGUUCCACCGCCAAUGUUGGAAUUCUUUGAAGGAGCCUUUCCCGAUUAUGCCAUGCGCGAAAUUCAAAAAUGCGGUUUCGAAAAACCAACCGCCAUUCAAGCUCAAGGUUGGCCGAUUGCAUUGAGUGGUCGCGAUAUGGUUGGCAUCGCACAAACUGGAUCGGGUAAAACGCUCGCAUACAUUAUGCCCGCUGUUGUUCAUAUCAAUCAUCAACCACGUCUGUCACGUGGCGAUGGGCCAAUUGUAUUGGUUUUGGCCCCAACUCGUGAGCUGGCACAACAAAUUCAACAAGUUGCCAACGAUUUUGGUUCAUGCACUCACCUUAAAAACACUUGCAUUUUUGGUGGUGCACCAAAAGGGCCACAAGCCCGUGACUUGGAACGAGGUGUCGAAAUUGUCAUUGCCACACCAGGCCGUUUGAUUGAUUUCCUUGAAAAGGGAACAACCAAUUUGCGCCGAUGCACAUAUCUGGUUUUGGACGAAGCUGAUCGUAUGUUGGAUAUGGGUUUCGAGCCACAAAUUCGUAAGAUCAUUGAACAAAUCCGUCCCGAUCGACAAGUGUUGAUGUGGUCGGCCACCUGGCCAAAAGAAGUCCGGAUGCUGGCUGAAGAGUUCCUCAACUCAUACAUUCAAGUGAACAUCGGUUCAUUGAAUCUGUCUGCCAAUCACAAUAUUUUGCAAAUCGUCGACGUUUGCGAAGAAUUCGAAAAGGAACAAAAAUUGAUGACAUUGCUGCAAGAGAUUUCUGGUGAACCAGAAACAAAAACAAUUAUCUUUGUUGAGACGAAGCGUCGUGUUGAUGAAAUAACUCGCGCCGUGUGCCGCAACGGCUGGAGAGCAGUUGCCAUUCAUGGUAACAAGACACAACAAGAGCGUGACUACGUGUUGAAUUCAUUCCGUAAUGGGCGUCAAUCGAUUUUAGUGGCAACUGAUGUUGCUGCUCGUGGAUUAGAUGUGGAAGAUGUUAAGUUCGUAAUCAACUUCGACUACCCAAACAACUCCGAAGAUUACGUUCAUCGAAUCGGUCGCACUGGCAGAUCGAACAACACCGGCACCGCUUACACUCUGUUCACCUAUCAAAAUGCGUCGAAAGCCAAUGAUUUGAUCCAAGUUCUCAAAGAAGCAAAUCAGGUGGUGAAUCCGAAAUUGUUUGAACUGUCAAAGUCCGGCUCACACGGUAACAAUCGCAAUUCGCGGUACGGCAACCGCGGAAAUGGUGGCGGAAACAAUUUCAACCGAGGUAACAACGAUCGACGUCCAUUUGGAAACAAUGGCAAUGGCAAUCGUUCGAAUGGUUUUGGUAACGGAAAUGACAAUGCAUUCAGACGCGAUAAAGAUCGCAAUGAAAAUGGAGGUGGAUCACGUUUCUCGAACUUGAAUGGCAGCAGCGGUGGCGGCGGCACAUCCCGUUUCUCAAAUCUAAGCUCUGCUGUCAACACAACAUCAGGCAACGCCGGAAACUCGAACUCACGAUUCGGAAAUAGCUUUGGCAGCAAUAGUGCAAGCAAUGGUGGUGCCAGUGGUGGCCGCGAGGGUGGUUCACGAUUUUCGGCACCCAAUUCACAAGCCACAUCACGCUUCUCAAACAAUGACUCAUACAACAAACCAUCGACAAACACUGAUUUCUAUCCAAAUUCGGCGUCCAAAUUCAAACCAUAUGACAACAACAAACCAAACACAUACGAUAACAACAAACCCAAACUUCCCGUGACCAAUUCCACAAAUGGUACAGCCAGCAGUAUGCCCUAUCCACCGCCAUACAAUGGCUACGGAUCAGAGGCAAUGUUCGCUUAUCCUCCACCUCCAAUCCAUUAAAUUCUCUUCAUCUCUUAUCGAAGUUACUCGCGCAACAACAAAUGCAACACUCACACACACACACACACACAAACAAACAUUUACAUUCGCUGCAAUUCAUCAUUGAAUCGAAUUGCAGACCAUUUAGUUAAAUUAUUAUUAAUCUAUCCAAGUAAAGAGAUUUCAACAUUUUCUACUUACUGUUGGUGUUGGUCAUUUGAAACAACAAGAAAUCGUAUGCAUACGAGUAGUUUACCGUACCCAAAACUGGAAAACCCGACCAUUUCCCAUUCACAAUGACGCAACAACAAUUUGUUCCACAAAUUGCAGAACUAUUUGACAAACCCUAUAUAAUCUAUACUAUCCGAAAAAUUUUAACGAAAAAAAAAAUCAUAAAUUGACAAUUUUCCCUCUUUUGUUUUAAUCCAAAGUAGAACUUAUUCGCGUAAUAUUAUUUCUGUGCUAAAUAAGUAGUAUUAUCCAACUAUUAAAUUAGUAUGUGUUUAUACGUAACAGAAAAAAACAAAACAAAACUUAAUCCCCCGAGUGAAAUGCCGCAAUAAAAACAUGAUAACAAAAAAAUUAGUUUCAAAAUGACAACAACAAAUAAAGAUUCUUUCUAAGCUUAAAAAAAA